Molecule: messenger RNA, 1785 nt
Organism: Thyridium curvatum
Lineage: Eukaryota; Fungi; Ascomycota; Sordariomycetes; Thyridiales; Thyridiaceae
Exons: 3
Coding region: 1-1785 (594 amino acids)
Molecular function (GO): dipeptidyl-peptidase activity
Source: RefSeq, a predicted model, not a curated record
AUGCCGAAUGAAACUAGGCAUAUCCACAGCGUCGACGAGACCUCAUAUCCUUACAUUUUUGAACAAAAUGCGACGGUUGAAGUCAAGUCUGGAGACGGCCUAGUCCGGUGCAAUGUGUACCGGCCCAAGAACCCCGAGCCUGUUCCGGUCCUGGUCACCUACGGGCCAUACGGCAAAGACAUCCACUACAAGGACUUUCAUGCCAAGUCAUUCUCGGAAGUGAACCCCCAGCACAAGUCUGACCACUCAGCGUGGGAGACGCCGGACCCCGGGUUCUGGACCAAGCAUGGCUACGCCGUCGUGCGUGCCGACGAGCGCGGUUUGGGCCAAUCGCCGGGCACUCUGGACACCAUGUCUCGCAGUACCAGCGAGGCGUUCUGCGACGUCGUUGAGUGGGCGGCCGAGCAGCCCUGGUCGUCCGGCAAGGUCGGCCUGCUUGGCAUCAGCUACUACGCCGGGAGCCAGUGGCGCGUCGCGGCCCGAAAGCCAAAGGGCCUAUCCGCCAUCGUGCCGUGGGAGGGCAUGUCGGACUACUACCGCGACAGAUGCCGCCACGGCGGAAUCCUCAGCAACGGAUUCAUCAAGUUCUGGUGGAACAGGCAGGUCAUCACCAACCAAUACGGCCGUCCUGGACGACAGGCGAGUAAGUGGGGUCCAGACUCCAUCGAGGGCGAUCUGUCCGAGGAUGAGCUGCUACAGAACCGCAAUGAUCAGACCGUGGAUAACCAAACACAUCGUUUCCGAGACGAGGACUACUAUGCCUCCAAGGAGUAUGACAUGGGCGAUAUCGAGGUGCCUCUGCUCUCUGUGGGCAACUGGGGUGGAAUCCUACUCCACCUCAGAGGCAACGUUGAGGGUUUCACCCACGCUGGAUCCAAGCUGAAGUACCUUCGGAUGAUCACUGGCCGGCACGAUCUCCCUUUCUACUACGAAGAAGAAGUCGAGAUCCAGCGUAGUUUUCUCGAUGCGUUCUUGAAGGGAGAGGACCGUGUCGGUUGGUCCGAGCCUGGCAAAGUGGCCCCAGUCAGUCUUGUCUUGCGAAAAGGUGACGUAGGCUUCAAUGAUGCCGAGAAGGAGAAGGCCUACCCGAGAAGAGAGGAGAGCGAAUGGCCGAUUGCACGGGCACAAUACACCAUGUUCUUUCUCACGCCAGACCUUGGCUUAACGCGUGAUGAGGAAAAGGCUUCGGAACGCGGGAAGCUCGGAUAUCCGGCCCUAGGGACAUUGGAGAAGCCAGAGUGUCUGCAGUUCGCAACCGAACCGUUCGACGACGAGACGGAGAUCACGGGCCAUGUCACGGCUCACCUCAACGUUUCCGUGACACCUGAUCCUGCAGGCCCGACGCCCAAGGAUAUCGACCUCUUUGUGACACUACGGCACAUCAGUCCGAACGGCAAAGAGAUCUUCUACACCGGCACUGCCGGCGACCCUGUCCCUCUGACCAAGGGCUGGCUCCGGGUGUCCCUCCGCAAGGUGAACAAAGAGCACCCGAAACACCGCGAGUGGUUGCCUCACCGGGACUACACCAGCGCCGAUGUGCUUCCAGUCAUCCAAGGCGAGAUCUACGCUGUCGACCUCGAGAUCUGGCCCACUAAUGUCGUCGUUGACAAAGGUGGGAAAAUUGUGUUCGAGGUCAGCUCUGGUGACACACAGGGCUCUGGUAUCUUCCUUCACAAUGACCCUGUGGAUAGGUCUCCUGAACGUUUCCAAGGGACGAAUCACAUUCACUUUGGUCCUCAACUCAAGAACUAUGUGACCCUCCCUGUGAUUCCGAGCAAAGUGUAG